AUGAGUCCUGGGAUCUGGGGUAUCGGCUUGACCUACCCUCCUGCCACCGUCCUUUGUGUUAUCAAUGGUCUUAGCCGUCAGAGUAGCGAGGCUCGCAACCUGUACUUCGCCGGCGCGCUGUUCAGUAUCGCUCACUUUUGCUGGGGGCCGACCAUGUUUGCUAUCCUUGGCCGCAUUGGCGAUGUCAAGACCGCCGGAGUCAGAAAUGAGGACGCACUCCAGGAAUGGCUGCCCAAACACCGCGCACGAACACUGUUGGUGAAUGUUCCAGCCUUUCUUUGCAUCUUGGCCGCCACCUUGGUCACUGUCACCGAGGGGCUUUCGUGA
This is a messenger RNA of Aspergillus viridinutans, 327 nucleotides long. RefSeq lists its product as uncharacterized. The transcript has a single exon. The coding region runs from base 1 to 327 and encodes 108 amino acids. Lineage: Eukaryota; Fungi; Ascomycota; Eurotiomycetes; Eurotiales; Aspergillaceae. The record is from RefSeq and is a predicted model, not a curated record.